UGCUUGGAGUGUGGAAAGUGUUUCAGUCAAACAGGAAACCUUUCUAUACAUCACAGGACUCACACAGGGGACAAACCUUAUAAAUGCUUGGAGUGUGGAAAGAGCUUCAGUAAGAGUGGCAGCCUUACUUCGCAUCACAGAACGCACACAUGUGACAAACCUUAUAAAUGCUUGGAGUGUGGAAAGAGCUUCAGUGAGAGUAGCAGCCUUACUAAGCAUCAAAGAACUCACACAGGGGACAAACCUUAUAAAUGCUUGGAGUGUGGAAAGAGCUUCAGUGAGAGUAGCAACCUUACUAAGCAUCCAACAACUCAUACUGGAAAUAAACCUUAUAAAUGCUUGGAGUGUGGAAAGUGUUUCAGUCAAACAGGAAACCUUUCUAUACAUCACAGGACUCACACAGGGGACAAACCUUAUAAAUGCUUGGAGUGUGGAAAGAGCUUCAGUAAGAGUAGCAGCCUUACUAAGCAUCAAAGAACUCACACAGGGGACAAACCUUAUAAAUGCUUGGAGUGUGGAAAGAGCUUCAGUGAGAGUAGCAGCCUUACUAAGCAUCAAAGAACUCACACAGGGGACAAACCUUAUAAAUGCUUGGAGUGUGGAAAGAGCUUCAGUAAGAGUAGCAGCCUUACUUCGCAUCACAGAACGCACACAUGUGACAAACCUUAUAAAUGCUUGGAGUGUGGAAAGAGCUUCAGUAAGAGUAGCAGCCUUACUAAGCAUCAAAGAACUCACACAGGGGACAAACCUUAUAAAUGCUUGGAGUGUGGAAAGAGCUUCAGUGAGAGUAGCAGCCUUACUAAGCAUCAAAGAACUCACACGGGCAAACCUUAUAAAUGCUUGGAGUGUGGAAAGAGCUUCAGUCAGAGUGGCCACCUUACUUCGCAUCACAGAACUCACACAGGGGACAAACCUUAUAAAUGCUUGGAGUGUGGAAAGAGCUUCACGCGGAGUAGCAACCUUACUUCGCAUCACAGAACACACACGGGACAAACCUCUUAUAAAUGCUUGGAGUGUGGAAAAAGCUUCAGUGUCAGUAGCAACCUUACUUUGCAUCACAGAACUCACAGAGGGGAAAAACAUUAUGAAUGCCUGGAGUGUGGAAAGACCUUCAGUCAGAGUGGCAGCCUUACUUCACAUCACAGGAGUCACACAGGGGACAAACCUUAUAAAUGCUUAAGGGACAUCAAAUAAUCCAUACAAGGGAAGAGUCAUAUAAAUGAUUUGAAUUGGGAACUGUUUACUGCUUCUUUGCUAAACUCCAGGUUUUCCUACUUGCGUUUUGCUUGUUCUGGGGCCUUUGCAGCCCAACUUUGUUUGUUGCCUUCUCUUCCAGGCAUCUCUUCUCUUCUUGCUUUGAAGCUCUCCCUUCUUCAGGUUUGAGGCUCUUUGUGGCCAUUGUCCUCUAAGCCGGUCCUUGGGGCUGGAGCUUUCGCUCAUAUUUGAACAGGUUUGUUUUUCUCCGUUUUAUUUACAUACAUUUCUUGUUUUAAUAUUUUUUCUUAUUCUCAGGUGAGGUUUAAAUUUCAAUAUUUUAUUCUUCCAACCUUUUCCCUUCAUCUCUGUUCUUCUGGAUCCUAGGACCCUACAUUCAACUGGUUCCUUUGAAUCCCUGCUGGCAUAGGAAGUUAUCAUAUUCUUUCUUGUCUUUUUUUCUUAAUAUUUAGGAUAAAUGACUGUAUAGCUGUAAUGUAGCAGAGUUUUAACUAGUUUGGACUGGUGGAAGGGGUAUAGGAAAGUAGAGUUACAUAAUAGUUAAAAUUGUUACUAGUCUUGGAUGCCAUCAUUAUUGUUUAUAACAACUGAAU
Messenger RNA from Rhineura floridana, 1808 nucleotides. Its product is annotated as zinc finger protein 708-like. Gene Ontology annotation, biological process: regulation of transcription by RNA polymerase II. NCBI's taxonomy places the organism in Eukaryota, Metazoa, Chordata, Lepidosauria, Squamata, Rhineuridae. Gene Ontology annotation, molecular function: DNA-binding transcription factor activity; RNA polymerase II cis-regulatory region sequence-specific DNA binding. The record is from RefSeq and is a predicted model, not a curated record.